AGCUAUGCAUGCUGCAUCCGCCACACAAAAGCCACAAGCUUGAACCCUUUCCACCGUUGAACUUCCACAAUCGUCACAUAUGGCUUCUCUCUCUUCUCUAUCUCUGACCCACCACCUCCCAAUCUCUACCCCUAAGCUUCCUAGAAGUUGCACGAAACCCACACUCAUACUCUGCAGAGCCACUGCACAGGAACAUCAUUAUUCCCGCCACAAGGCCUCAGUCUCAGAGACCCAGUUAUCGGACUCCGUUCCCUUACCAGAGGGGACCGGUCCGGCUGCUCCGACUCGAGGACAGAGAUUUCUUGAACACCACCAAACCCUCGAGGCCGCGAAGCUCGUGAUCGAAGAGAAUAGGACGUCGAAGAAGAAGGUGAAGAAAGAGAAACCUUUUAAGGUUUCCACGGCGGUGGCCAGUUGUUACGGGUGUGGGGCUCCGCUGCAGACUUCGGAAUCGGAUGCUCCGGGCUAUGUGGCUCUCGAGACCUAUGAGUUGAAGAAGAAACAUCGCCAGCUUCGAACUGUUCUAUGUGGGCGGUGCCGGCUGUUGUCUCACGGGCACAUGAUAACUGCAGUUUGGGGAAACGGAGGUUAUUCUGGCGGAAAACAGUUUGUGACUGCUGAACAACUUAGGGAGAAGCUGUCUCACUUGCGGCAUGAGAAAGCGUUGAUUAUUAAAUUGGUUGAUAUUGUGGACUUCAGUGGCAGCUUUUUGGCUCGUGUGAGAGAUCUUGCAGGUGCAAAUCCAAUAAUAUUAGUUGUGACUAAGGUUGAUCUCCUACCAAAAGGGACUGAUCUUAAUUGUGUUGGUGAUUGGGUAGCAGAGGCCACUACAAAGAAGAAGCUUAACGUUCUGAGCAUCCAUCUGACAAGUUCGAAGUCUUUGGUCGGAAUAGUAGGAGUUGUAUCUGAAAUUCAAAGGGAGAAAAAGGGUCGGGAUGUUUACAUUCUGGGCUCAGCUAAUGUUGGGAAGUCUGCAUUCAUCAAUGCUUUACUCAAAAUGAUGGCACAAAAGGAUCCAGCCGCUGCAGCUGCUCAAAAAUACAAACCAAUACAAUCUGCUGUUCCUGGAACCACCUUAGGUCCAAUUCAAAUUAAUGCUUUCCUAGGAGGAGGGAAACUAUAUGACACCCCUGGAGUUCACCUCCACCAUAGGCAAGCUGCAGUUGUUUGUUCGGAAGAUCUACCUGCCCUUGCUCCUCAAAGUCGGCUGAGGGGUCAAUGUUUUCCUAAUUAUCAGUUAGCCUCUGACAAUGGGACAGCAAGCAAAGUUAAAUCCAAUGGCUUAAAUGGGUUUUCCAUAUUUUGGGGAGGUCUUGUCAGAAUUGAUAUCUUAAAGGUUCUCCCAGAAACAUGCUUGACAUUCUACGGGCCAAAGGCUUUGCAGAUUCAUGUGGUACCCACUGAAAAAGCCAAUGAAUUUUACCAGAAAGAACUUGGAGUUCUGUUAGUGCCUCCAACUGGAAAAGAAAGAGCUGAUGACUGGAGAGGAUUGGAAACAGAGCGCCAGUUGCAUCUAUCAUUUGAAGAAGUGGAAAGGCCUGCUUGUGAUGUGGCUAUAUCAGGUCUAGGAUGGAUUUCGGUUGAACCGGUGAGCAAAUCAAUGCGAAUUUCUCAUCCAAAUUUAGAGGUAACCUCUGGAGAACUGCAUUUAAAUGUUCAUGUCCCCAAGCCAGUCGAAAUUUUUGUUAGGCCUCCAAUGCCAGUGGGCAAGACUGGCGCAGAGUGGUACCAAUAUCCAGAGUUAACAGAGAAGGAAGAAGAAGCAAGACCAAAAUGGCACUUUUGAUGCCAGUGAUUCCAUGAUCUGUGUCUGUGCAUUGAAUUUGCACGUUGUAUGAGUAUUUUUCAUAUUUUUUUAAUGUAAAAGAAUAUUGUAUUAUUUUUCUCAAUAUAGAAUGUGAGCUUGAAAGCUUGUACCAA
Molecule: messenger RNA, 1920 nt
Organism: Carya illinoinensis
Lineage: Eukaryota; Viridiplantae; Streptophyta; Magnoliopsida; Fagales; Juglandaceae
Product: putative nitric oxide synthase
Exons: 13
Coding region: 80-1786 (568 amino acids)
Molecular function (GO): GTPase activity; GTP binding
Source: RefSeq, a predicted model, not a curated record